Parnassius apollo (apollo) is the source of this 1761-nucleotide messenger RNA. Lineage: Eukaryota; Metazoa; Arthropoda; Insecta; Lepidoptera; Papilionidae. The record is from the annotation of a GenBank genome assembly.
AUGCAGGUCAUUACUCUGAACGUUCGGUACGAACGGUUCGGAUUAUACACAAAAAUGGAAGGAAAUACUUCUCACAAAGAAAAUCUUGAUCCAGUUACUCCAAUGCAAGAUCCUGUGAUAUCAACUAAUCCUGUAGUUAUAAAGAAAAGGGCUGAAACGUUUUUAGGAGGAGCAUUGGCAGACAAGAAAAAGACAAAGGGUAUCCUUCGAGAAGAAAUUCAAGAAAACAGACCACAAAGGGCAAUAACAUUCACAGAAUUUGAAAAAAUCGUGGGACAAAACAUCGUAUCCCGUCUUACUUCUGAGACACCCGAUAAAUCAAAUUGUUUUUACAAAGCAUUAAAAGACAUAUACGACCAUUUGAAAGGCAAAAAUAUAGAACAGGAAGACAGUACUAUUUCAAGCGAUUAUUUAGUAAUUGAAAAUAAAUUGAUGGCAAUAAAUGACAUACCGAUCGUAAUUUCAAACUCCAAUAAUAUUGAAGAAUCUCAUACCGACACUAUUGAAACUGAAACUACAGAGAAUACUGAAUUACCUACAACAGACUUAUUUGACGAUUUGAAGACCCUAAACCUAACAGAGUCCUACAAUUUGUCAGCAGAUAUUCGGAAUACUAUUGAAAUGAAUAAUAAUUACAAACAGAGCCAACUUAUAGCGAAUUCAGAUUCAGACACUCAAAAUUACUUAAAAAAUGAAAUAUUUAAUGUUCUGGAACCUACCAGUGAUAAUGUCGUUAAAGGCCCUAAUCAAUUGAUGUCACCUAAAUUAACAGCUAUUGCUGAAAUGCAUAAUGUUGACAAACCGAGCGAAAGUACAGCGACUGUUAAUGUUCUAAACAAAGAGUCAAAUGAAAUAACAAACCCAAAUUUAUUAGUAAUAGAUAACGUUACAGAGACUAUUAAUAAAUCAAAUAUUAAUAACCAAAACCAAAUAGCAGAGACAGAAAAUAACAAAAAAUAUGAUUUUAAUUUUGGCAAUGCUAAAUGCGAUAGCGAAAUGACACCUCCGAAAUUAAAAGAAAUUCUCAAUUGGCCCCAGACACCACAACGUAAAGGGAAAAUUAUGACCCACAAUCCCAUUUAUGUCUUGACUAGUCGCAAAUGGCUUGAAAUCGAGGAAAAGAAAAAAAAUGAGAAGAAAACAAAAGAAAAAGAGAAAGAAGAACGUAAAAAAAGAGAGAGAAGAGAAAAGAAAACAGUAAAAAGCGUCACAAAAAUAUCAAAGCAUACCAAAAAUAUGAAAAUCGAUUCGGAAAACUUAGAAAACAUUGAAAUAUUAAGACAAAAAGAAAAAGUUCCUAGGCAUCUAUUAAAUAAAAACUCAAAAAUUGAAGAAAAUAACAGAAAAAAUAAAGAGGAAACAAAAACCGAAAUAAAAGAACGAAAAAGAAAAUAUGAUAAAUCAAUAACCACUGCAUACAAUAAAAAAAUUAAAAUAGAUGUAUGUGAUAAAGAGACUGAGAACAAUAUUUUUAAGUGUGAUGAUACCAAGACUGAGUUAUUAGAUAUAGACCAGAUUAAAAAAACUACUCCAAAGCCUAAUAAAGAAAGUAACAUUAAAAUUUUGUCUGUUGUGAAGGCGCCAGUUAUGCAUAAUCCAAGAAAUAUUUUUAAUGAAAACAGUUGCGUUGAUACAAAGGUACCAUUCGUUUUAUCCAAACCCAAAUCUAUACUAAACAGAAGAGAGACAUUCCGUAAUGAAGAAGAACUGAGUAAUUUUCUUAAUGAUGAAUACCUAAAUAUGGACGAAAGCUCGAUGUAA